AUGAAUCUACAUUGCCAUAUUUACAGCUGCAACAACAAAGGUUUCAGCCUUCCUUCUUUUCUAAAAUUUUUCUUCUUCUUUUCUUCUAUAAAUUUUCUUCUUUUCUUCUUAUUCUUCUUCUUCUUUUUUUUUUCUUCUUCUUUUUCUUCUUAUUUUCUUAUUCUUUUUCUUCUUUUUCUUCUUCUUCUUUCUUCUUAUUAUUAUUAUUAUUGUUUUAAUUCAAUUUUUCGAACUCCUGUUUCUUCUCAUUCGCAUUCUUUUCUAACAUCCCUUUCUUCUUCGUCUAGUACCUAUCCCCCUCUUCAUUUCUUCGCUUUGAAUUUCUUGAGAAAUUUUUCUUUUUCCUUUUUCUUCGUUUCAAGUCCUAUCUUUCUAUACUAUUCUGUUCUUAUCUAUCUAUCUAUCUAUCUAUCUAUCUAUCUAUCUAUCUAUCUAUCAUAUCUAUGUAUCUUUAUCUAUCUCUGUCUCUAUCUACCUAUGUCUCUCUAUAUUUUUAUCUAUCAAAAACUGUAUGUCUAUCAAAACAUCUAUCUAUCUAUCUAUCUCAAUCGGUCUAUCUCUAUCAACAUAUAUAUUUAUCAAUCUCCAUCUGGCUCUAUCUAUCUAUCUAUCUAUCUAUCUAUCUAUCUAUCUAUCUAUCUAUCUAUCUAUCAACAUGUAUAUUUAUCUACCUCUGUCUCUAUCUACCUAUGUCUCUCUAUAUUUUUAUCUAUCAAAAACUGUAUAUCUAUCUAUCUAUCUAUCUAUCUAUCUAUCUAUCUAUCUAUCGAUAUGUAUAUUUAUCUAACUCGAUCUAUCCAUAUGUUUGUUGAUCUCAUUCUAUUCACAUCUAUCCCAUUCUCUUUGCAUCUAUCUAUCUAUCUAUCUAUCUAUCUAUCUAUCUAUCUAUCUAUCUAUUUUCAUUUCUGUAGUAUUGCAUGUAAAUGA
Messenger RNA from Acanthosepion pharaonis, 927 nucleotides. The record is from the annotation of a GenBank genome assembly. NCBI's taxonomy places the organism in Eukaryota, Metazoa, Mollusca, Cephalopoda, Sepiida, Sepiidae.